This is a messenger RNA of Vombatus ursinus (common wombat), 1269 nucleotides long. It is a transcript of the gene RDM1, whose product is annotated as RAD52 motif containing 1. The record is from RefSeq and is a predicted model, not a curated record. The transcript is spliced from 7 exons. NCBI's taxonomy places the organism in Eukaryota, Metazoa, Chordata, Mammalia, Diprotodontia, Vombatidae. Gene Ontology annotation, molecular function: RNA binding. Gene Ontology annotation, cellular component: nucleolus. Bases 4 to 822 code for a protein of 272 amino acids.
GGAAUGGCUGAAGUGGUGAGCUUUACAGUGCCUGCCGGCUCUGACAAGACGCUGUUUGUGUGGGAGCUGAGCCCCGGGCCUGGGGCCGAGGCCCUGCAUCACUCUUUGUUCACAGUGUUCUCUCAGUUUGGCCUUCUCUAUUCAGUCCGUGUCUUUCCAAAUGCUCCUGAGGUCACUCCUGGAUUCUAUGCCAUCAUCAAGUUCUAUUCAGCAAGAGAUGCCUACAGAGCUCAAAAGGCAUGUGAUCAGAAACAACUGUUUCAGGAAUCUCCUGUGAAAGUCCGUCUUUGCACUAGACGCAAGAUGCAUCAGUAUCCCGCCUAUCCACUCAGCAGCUUCAAAUGCCAGGAGCUGGCCAAUUACUACUUAGGUUUCAAUGGAUGGUCAAAACGAAUCAUCAUGUUGCAGGAGCUUUCUGACUUCAAAGUAAAGCAAAACACAAGCCCCACCAAGUCGUCGGCAAGACAAAGUCUAAAGUACUUCUGUGCUUUAGAAGUGGUGUUUCCAGCCUACGAGUGUCGAAGUCAUGGUGCUGGCAUUGCAGAAGAAUACUUGGAGCAACAAGAAGGUCCAUUAGAGUUUCUUAUGAAAAAGAAGAAAACUCAGAAGCUGGCCAUUCAGAAAGCUUUAUCAGAUGCAUUUCAAAAAUUCCUGAUGGUGGUUUUAGAGAGUGGUAAAGUGGCUGUGGAAUACAGACCCACCGAAGGAGAUUCUGCAGCAGAAGAAUUCAAGGACUUGGUUCAAGUCAAUGAUGUUUCUUGGAAUCAGUCCUACCAAGGGGAAGAAGAAUGUCUCUCUGAUUUUAGCCUGGAUGAAGACUGAUCAAACCGCAGCUAGAGGCAAAUUUGCCCUUCCCCGUCCCGUCCCUGCUGGGCACAGCACACCCCCGACACACCGUGGGGUUUCACGAGGCAUGGAUGGGGACACACUUGCAUCCUAGCCCAUCCUGUCAUCGGGGCAGCAGGAUGAAGCUGAGGGGGCGGGAGAGAUGGACCGAGGUAUAGAACUUGUGCCUGUUUGGGUUUUUUUAGAGAGGUGUGGGAGUGGGGCCAAGGUUGCCGCCCCCCCUUUGAGAGGAGGACUGAAGUUGACCUGUACCUCCACUGAAGUGGGGCGUUUGGGGCGUGGAGACUCCCCUACUGCUCUUACUAGGAAUGUGUGACGUUGGGAGUGCCAGGGAGAAGGCUUGACCCUGCGCUUUGUGGCAGCCAGGCAGGCCCCCACCCCCUCCACCCUGCCCUCAUUGAUUAAAUAAAAGAUUAAGGAUUU